Cynoglossus semilaevis (tongue sole) is the source of this 2501-nucleotide messenger RNA. RefSeq names its product nibrin (gene nbn). NCBI's taxonomy places the organism in Eukaryota, Metazoa, Chordata, Actinopteri, Pleuronectiformes, Cynoglossidae. Gene Ontology annotation, biological process: mitotic G2 DNA damage checkpoint signaling; double-strand break repair via homologous recombination. Gene Ontology annotation, molecular function: damaged DNA binding. The transcript is spliced from 16 exons. Gene Ontology annotation, cellular component: Mre11 complex. The coding region runs from base 126 to 2417 and encodes 763 amino acids. The record is from RefSeq and is a predicted model, not a curated record.
ACGCCGACAUCCUUCUUGCCAAUGACCAGUCCAUCAGCAGGUCUCAUGCGUCCCUCAGAGCUACUGACCAGACUGUGACUUUAAAAGACACCUCCAAGUACGGAACCUUUGUCAAUGGUCAGCGUAUGACAGAGAACACAGCAGUCGGCCUAAAGUCAGGAGACCAAGUGACUUUUGGAGCCUUCAACAGCAAAUUCAGUUUGGUCUUUCUGAAGCCAGUUGUCUGUUCAUCGUGUUUGGACAAUGGUGACAAGGCAUCCUUGUCGAGUGCUCUGCAGUCUUUGGGAGGGAAGCUGGUGAACUCCUGGACUCAGGACUGCACCCACCUGGUCAUGAAUACAGUUAAAGUCACCAUCAAGACCAUCUCUGCGCUCCUGUGCGGCCGUCCCAUUGUGAGGCCAGAGUUCUUCUCGGAGCUAAACAAGGCCGUGCAGAAGAAGCUGCCACUUCCUGGAGCAGAAGGCUUCAUCCCUGACAUUGAUGAGCCCAGCUUGAACAAAGAUGAAGUCAACCUCACGGUGCUUCCAGUUCGCCGACAGCUUUUCGCUGACAAGACCUUCGUUUUCCUCAGUGCCAAACAGCUGAAGCGUCUGAGCACAGCUGUGGGUUUUGGCCGAGGUCAGAGCCGGUUGCUGGAGGAAGGCUCUCUGCCCCGGGACCUGCUGGAGUCGCCACAAAGUUGUGUGGUUGAUGCCACAACAGGAAGUGCCCAAACUCUGACUUCCUCCGCCGCCAAGUGGGCAGCCUCUGUGAAGAACAUCGUUCAGAGAAAAGGCCUCAGAGUCAUCACAGAGUCUGAAAUUGGAUUGGCGGCCAUCUUUGCCUCCUGUGACAAAUACUGUAAUCCAAGCAGUCGGACCCCAGAGUCAGAGGCAGCACUGCCCCUGGUGGCCAGACUCCCAGGUGCUUCACUGUCUCAGACCGUGGCGGUGGAUGAGACCGUUUUACCAGCAGCAUCACAAAAUGUCACGGUCUACGCUGUGAACACAGAGCAGCCUGAAGGGUUGGACGACUGUAACGCUCCUGAAGUGACAGCAGUAGGAGAAACGCCCGAAAAGAAGCAAAAGCAGGACAUGAAUGUGUUCGGUGCACCCAGAGUCGUGUCUGACAGGCUUCCAUCUCCGCCUGUCGUGCCUGACACGCUGAGCGUCCCGUCUGUGGACAACACAGAGUCACAGAAGAAGAAGUCGCUGUCCAGACUCGGAGGAAAGGACAGUCAUGUUAAAUCCUCUUCGUCUUCAUCCUCCUAUAAUGUGGACGUUUGGAUGAAGACAUCUGCACCGAAAUCAUCUCCACAAAAAACUCCAGCACAAAUCUCUCCUCAGAAACAGACGACACUGACCAACUUCUUUCAGAGAGCCAGUAAAAAAAGGCCUCUCGACGAUGAGUUCUCCACAGUGAUGUCAGAGCCAAAACGACCUGUUCUGGAAUCUUCCAUCAGGGAGAGACAAGAGCCAGGAACUUCACACACAGCUAGAGGAACACACUCCACGUCCAGAAUCUUCUCUCCAGCUGUGUCUCAGUCCUCACUGGGGACAGAAGCUGAUUUGUUCACAAGACGUUCACGUUCUCCAGAGCGUAUCGUUCAAGAGGAGUCACGGAGCAGAAAGAGGAAGGAGAUGGAGGAACAGAUACAGAUGGAGGAGCUGGAGUCCAUAAUGUCUCAAGACAUGGAUGUGAUGGACGACUGGUCCCCAGGCAACCGAGACCAGCCAACACCGCUCAAAGGCCAAAGUUCAACUUUACAGAAACACAGUACGGUGGAAGCUCAACCUUCAAGCAAGAGGUCGCGUGUGACUGUGGAGGUCGGAGGAGACGCCCAGCAGGCUUUGGUGGAACCAGAGAAGAAGAACCAACAACAAAAACCUCAGCCAUUUGUUGUCUCUGUUAAGAAAGAACUGACAGUCGCAUCAGAGAACAAAGCUCACACGUCCAGUGGAGCUGCAGACGCCGCCGCCAAAAACAGAAAACAAAAAUCAUCUUUGAUCGAGAAGGACAUUGAAGGUCCGAUUGAUUGUGAAGAGAAGAUUAACACACCAGUGGAACCAGUGAAGGUCAAACAGGAAGUCCAAGAUCCCAGGAUUGAUGAGAACCUUCCUAAAAACCUGCUGCUGGUGGAGUUUCGAUCCCUCACCGUGUGUGUACCGUCCCGAAACCAAGCAAAGCAGCCGCUCAGCAACAGCCACGCCAAGAACUUCAAACGUUUCCGCAAGUGCCGAGUUCCCGGAGUGGACGGAUCAGCAAAAGUCAUUGGACAAACCGACCUGCUGGUUCACAAUAGGAUUCAGAACAUGGAAGUGAAUGAGUGGUUGAAAGAAGCAGCUGAGGAGGAAAGUCAGAGCCGACGGGACCAGACGUUAGGAGACGACCUCUUCAGGUACAACCCCAGCAAACUAACCAGGAAGAUGAAGUCAUAAGAAGCUGUGGAAGAUAAUCCAGAACAAGAAGACGUCCAUAUACAACAAAAAAAUUAUGUUCUUUUGUUAUAAACGUGAUUAUAA